Malassezia restricta is the source of this 1398-nucleotide messenger RNA. RefSeq lists its product as uncharacterized. The transcript has a single exon. The record is from RefSeq and is a predicted model, not a curated record. The coding region runs from base 1 to 1398 and encodes 465 amino acids. NCBI's taxonomy places the organism in Eukaryota, Fungi, Basidiomycota, Malasseziomycetes, Malasseziales, Malasseziaceae.
AUGAACAGACGCGUACGGCGAGAUGCGCCGUCGUGUCGUUCAGCAGACAUGUAUGCGUCGCCGGUUCGCAACCAAAAGGUGAGCGGCUCCCAUCUUGCCCUCAAGUGGAAGCCUGACUGCAUGCAUUCAAACAAGUUCGAUGUGUAUCUAUAUUCCCAAAAGGGCGACUCGGUCCUUCCUAUUCAUGCCUGGCUUGGUCUGAACGCCAGGGACGGUGCCAAGACUGUGCAACUCGACUCGAAAUGGUGGGACAAGCAGCAAGAUCUGCAUGUGAACCUACAGUAUGUGCCGAAUGGCUUCCAGCCAUGGGAAACCAGCUACCCUCUCGGUGCUACGUGGAUACUCAGUGCGAACAGUUCCGAGACCCCGUCCAACCUAGACACAUCGCCGUCGUGGAGCAAUGCACAGGUGACGGACUACAUCCACCAUUCCAGUGGUCUUUCUGGUGGCGAGCUUGCCGCGUCGAUUGUGCUUCCAGUCCUAGCGGCACUGGCGAUACUCGGAGCUGGCCUCUUCUGGCAUCGAAAGUGCUGGGCGAGACGCGAGGCUAACCGCUCCGAGCCCCCCAUGAAGCCUUCACACUCGACAGCUGAGCAUUCGGCGGUCUCCUUCCACUCGCCCCACCACGCCUAUGACUCCUCUCCCAUACCUGGCGAACUCAGUGCCAUGCAUGACAGUGAUGUGUCCGUGGGGGAUGUCAAGGACCCUGCAGGCACAUUGUACGCCGACACGUCCGCCCUGACUCAGAAUGACUCGGUGCCCUAUGCUGUCUACGCCUAUGAACAGCCGUAUACCCUUGAAAACACACCUGUGUCGCAGGUCGCCACAGAGCCUAUCACUCGCAAGCUAGAUGGGCACGAAAAGUGCCGUUCUACUCGCAAACCCAAGCGCGAGCGUCGGUCAGAGAAGCCGCUCGUUUUCGAGUCUCAUACAUGGUCGAGGUCCGGCUCGUUCCAACCAGACGAGUACAAUGUCCCCGAGUUUGUCAGCCGCGAAAAGAGAAAGACAGCGCCUUACACGGCACACAGAGCAGGCUCAAAAGCGCCACUGACGAUGCUGGACCAAGAACUGACACCAAAAGAAGACGAGGACAAGUCGUCGUCCAUCUCAGAUGGUCCGGCGAUGUACGCACUGGACGAGGCCAUGGCCCCGUCCAUGCCCAAGACGACUCGCACGUUACCAAGCCAAGGCCCUGAGCCGCGGCACAAGUCGAUCUCGCGGGCCGAGCCAUCGACAGAAGAAUCGCGCAACCGGCGUAUUCUUUCGUACCUUGCAGGCGUGGCCGCCUCUCAAGGUGACCAUCGAGACGAUAACGUCAUCUAUGACAACCGGGGCGGCCUCUCUAGUAGGCGUCCUUCUAACGACAGUGAUGUGUUUCAAGAUGCUGACUCUAUGUAG